AGGUAGAUCAGAACAACCGCUGUCUCAAUGCCUUUGUGCAAUCUACCAGAAGAUAACGCGUGAUUACAUUUGCUUAAACAGGUCCGAUAAACAUGAAGUCGUUUUGUGUAUUGGAUCGCUUUCAGUUUGCGUUUGUUUGUUAGCCAAACAUUGCUGAACAAGUGUUGUGAUUACAGUGUGAAAAUGUUUGCAAGGACCACAGCAGAGUUUAUGGAGGAAAAGGACCAUAGUCGUCGACGACUGAUAGAUCUUUGGCUGCAGCCUUAUGUUGUGUUGCGCAGAGCAGACAUCAGUGAAGUUAUUUGUCCUAAGCAGCAGGAGCCAGAGCGCACUCGCAUUGACGAGGAAGAUGUAGGCAAAGAGGUUCAUCACGUCAAUGAACAAAUGGAGCAGAAGUUUCGUUGUGCCAUAAAAGAGGAGGAUGACCCGGAGUGGCCUUGUAAUAAAGAGGAGGGAGAAGACAUCUAUGACAUUAGAAUGGAAGAGGAGGAGGAUGCCUGCAAGAUGCCAUUGAAUGUUGUCCCUUUGAAGAGUUUAGAUGAGGGUCAACAUGAGGUGAGCAAACGGGUGGAGCUUCCAAGCUGCAGCUCAAGUCAACAAAUGACCAGAGAAGGUGAUGAAGACCACUGUGGAGGAUCACAAGCAGGUCCACCAUCAGAUAGUGAUGACAUGUCAUCACAUGUUCUUGCUGCUGCUGCUGCUGCUGCUGCUGCUGCUGCUGAUGAUGAUGAUGAGUCUCAAAACAAACACAGGCAAUGUUCUCAGUGUGGGAAAUGUUGUGCUAAUAACAGUGGUUUGAAACAACACAUGAGAAUACACACAAGAAAGGAAAACCUUUCCUGCUCAGAUUGUGGCCGAAAAUUCUCUCGAAGGGAAAAUUUAAAAAGGCACACAAGAAUCCACACUGGUGAGAAACCUUUUUCAUGCUCAGUUUGUGGCCAUAAAUUCUCUUGGAGUGGAAAUUUAAAAGAGCACACAAGAAUCCACACUGGCGAGAAACCUUUUUCAUGCUCAGUUUGUGGCCAAAGAUUCUCUCAUAGUGGACGUUUAAAAGAGCACACAAGAAUUCACACUGGCGAGAAACCUUUCUCAUGCUCAGUUUGUGGCCGGAAAUUCUCCCGAAGGCAAUAUUUAAAAAAGCACACAAGAAUCCACACUGCGAGAAACCUUUUUCAUGCUCAGUUUGUGCCAAAGGAUUUUCGACAAAGACAAGCUUAAAAAGUCAUACUACAAGAAUCCACACUGGCGAGAACCCUGUUGCCUGCUCAGUCACUUGCCACUUGCGAAUUCCGAGUGUGUUGGAGAGAUGAGCAAUGAUUCGUGAAGUUUUCACCUUCUGUUUGAGUAGACUUCAUGAGUUUUUGCAUCAAUGAUGAUGUCGUUAAGUGGCGUCGGGGUGUUAAUAGUUUUGUUGUUUUCAUUAUACUUGGUGUUAUUUUGGUUUUAGUUGAAGUUUUUAACAGUAAAUACAUUUAAUUCAUAUUCAGGGCAAGUUGCUUAGUUUCUAUUAGUGUCUAGUGGUUUAGUUUUGUUCAGCUUUUCAUGUUCAUGUUAAGGUUUUUGCCCCCAUAUUUGUCAAGACAUGUUAAGAAGAAAAGUAAGAAAUAAGCAAGACACUUUUUUUGUCUUGCGCUUGCGUGACGAUUCGGCAGCAAAAAUAGAUGAAGCAAUUUGUGUAGAAAUACUAAAUGACAAAUUAUGACAGCAUGUCA
This is a messenger RNA of Syngnathus acus (greater pipefish), 1712 nucleotides long. Its product is annotated as zinc finger protein 773-like. Gene Ontology annotation, biological process: regulation of transcription by RNA polymerase II. NCBI's taxonomy places the organism in Eukaryota, Metazoa, Chordata, Actinopteri, Syngnathiformes, Syngnathidae. The record is from RefSeq and is a predicted model, not a curated record. Bases 184 to 1218 code for a protein of 344 amino acids. The transcript has 2 exons. Gene Ontology annotation, molecular function: RNA polymerase II cis-regulatory region sequence-specific DNA binding; DNA-binding transcription factor activity, RNA polymerase II-specific.